AUGCCGAUGAAGAUGGAGAUUGAUCUGGAGGAGGAUGUUGGUUUUUAUGAGCAGACAAUAUUUUCGCAGGUCUCAGAGGAAGCCGAUAACCUGGAGAAUGCCGACGUCCCGGAAACAAGCGCACAUGAAGCAGAACACGUAGAACCAGUGGGACUGGACGAAAAGUUCAGCAUCUCGGAUGUUUAUGUUAAUGAGAAAGAGGCAUACGAGGCUUAUCGUUCUUAUGGAUAUAAUCUUGGUUUUAGUGUUCAUAAGGAUCAUCACAGUUACUGGCCAAAUUCUAGAAAUUUAAAAUCCAAGGACUUUGUUUGUUCAAAAGCUGGUUUCAAGAAGUUGCCUGAUCUUAAUAUCCAAAGGAAAUAUCGAAGAUCAGAUACUCGAACUGGUUGUCCAGCUAUGGUUAGGUUUACAGUGGAUGAAGCUGGAUAUUGGAAGGUGAAAAAAUUUAUUGAAAAUCACAAUCAUGAUUUGCCUAGGCCAGAAGACCGACAUCUUCUUAGAUCAUGCAGGAAUAUGUGUGAUGAAAAAGCUUCUGUUCUUAAAGCAAUGACAGAUGCUGGGAUAAGAACAAUUGAUGCAUUUUCCUUCCUUGCUGACAAAGUUAGAGGUGUCGAAAAUAUUGGAUUCACAAGGAGGGAUGCGUACAACUUUAUUCAAAAAAUAAAAAGAGCUAAGAUUGAACUUGGGAACACUUAUACUUUGAUUGAGUUAUUUAAAGAACGAUAA
This is a messenger RNA of Dendrobium catenatum, 726 nucleotides long. Its product is annotated as protein FAR1-RELATED SEQUENCE 5-like. The transcript is spliced from 2 exons. The record is from RefSeq and is a predicted model, not a curated record. The coding region runs from base 1 to 726 and encodes 241 amino acids. Lineage: Eukaryota; Viridiplantae; Streptophyta; Magnoliopsida; Asparagales; Orchidaceae.